Messenger RNA from Cynoglossus semilaevis (tongue sole), 5551 nucleotides. It is a transcript of the gene rapgef4a, whose product is annotated as Rap guanine nucleotide exchange factor 4a. Gene Ontology annotation, biological process: Ras protein signal transduction. Gene Ontology annotation, cellular component: plasma membrane. Bases 2912 to 5527 code for a protein of 871 amino acids. Gene Ontology annotation, molecular function: guanyl-nucleotide exchange factor activity. NCBI's taxonomy places the organism in Eukaryota, Metazoa, Chordata, Actinopteri, Pleuronectiformes, Cynoglossidae. The transcript is spliced from 28 exons. The record is from RefSeq and is a predicted model, not a curated record.
GUUGAUAAACACAUGAUCUCCCCAGAAGGGGGAGCUAUAAACACUGUUAAAAUGCCCAAGUGGGGAACAAAGGUUGAAGUUAAACCUUGUCUACACUUUUAAAUGCUUUUUUAAUUUUUAACAUAUUAUACUGAUUAUUCACAAAGGAAAAUGGAUAAUAGAAAACACAAGCAGAGGGCAGCUAGACUAAAAUGGUACUUUAUAUAAGGUUUAAUUUUAAUUUUUAAUGGAUUUCUGCCUACUUUACUGACAUUUGUUCUUGUCGUCCUGACUCAAGUUACUAUUAUAAAUAGGGCUUUGCACCAAAUUUGCACAUUGCAAUCUGUCUUUGGACAGACACAGCAGACAUAGGCCAAGCUCCACAUACACACACACACACACACACACUCUCUCUGACUGCAGCCUUAAAAUCACUCCACUCUUCCUAUUGUUUCCUGCUUCCGUUGGCCACUGUCAUUAUAACAAUACAAAUGUCAUUUGUUUCUUUAAGGCUGUGAGGCGGCUCUGUUACACACACUCUGCUACACACACGCUGUUACACACACACUGUCCCACACUCAUGUAGUCUGGACAGGAAGUCUUAUUGUCACAAACCAGUUGUGACAAAAUCACAAAGCUGUGGAUUCACGUGUUUGUGGAACAUGGUUUGAGAACCAUCCCCUCACAGAUGCACGUGGUUUUAUUCUCUGUAUAUAUUCAGUGUGAGCGUCUCGACUGGGAGCAUGCCUGUUGGGUGGGUUGUUUCUACCGCUAGUCCACAGGAGCAGCCUGAUGAACAGGAAGUGGCAGGAGCCUAACGUGCCCUUUAAUUGUCCCAGCAUUACUUAAGGGGGUGGGUGGAAAAUAAGACAACAUCAAAUGGCUGGCCGUCAUUGUUUAGAGAACAUAAACAAAUUAGUCCGGUGUAAAAGGUCAUCGUCAUCUCUGUUCAUAGAGCUGUUUGUCCUUGAUACAAUAAAUCAAAGUGGAUUGCUAAUGCAUCAAGGUUAGUCUUAAAAUAUAAAAUCAAAAUACAUGCAGCACAGAAAUUAAUUUAAAAACAAAACAAAAAACAAGUAUAGGUUGAUGAAGUAACAUAAUGAUAUUUAGAAAAAAACAAACUUUGUUUGCUGAAGUAUAUGGAACUCCACUCACUUGCCAACCAUGGUCUACAUAAGAGCAACAACUUAACAGAAAAACAAACAAACAAAAGAUUCCAAAAACAUGAUUAAAGUUUAGCUUAACAACAGCUAACAGCCAACACAGCUGACAAAAACCUAAAGAUUUGCCCAUAUGAGCUUAACACUAAAACAAAAAAAUACACGAUACAAAGGAACCAGCACAGAUAUAGCUAAAGGAUAGCCAAAAGUAUUGCUAACACUUAUUCAAAACAUACUAAAACCUAAGCCUGUGACAUGUUUGCUAAAAAAGUAAUCAAAUGUUUUUUCCUUCAAACCCAAACUGCUGUGACGUAGUCAUUUGGAUCUAAGUCAGUGAUAGCAAAACACUUUUUAGAUAUUUUAAUGGCUUUAAGUUCGUUUAAUAUUAUCAGGUAAAUUUGUAUGAAAAUUGACAAGAAGAAAAAAAUGUUGUUCUAAAUAAAAUCCAUUGAUUGUGUAUAGGGAUCAAAUCAGGAAGCCCCUGUUCCCUUUCCGUUGUCUUUGUUCUCCCAGGGCUUUGAUUCGUUUCUGUCUGUCAACAAAUACAAUUUGUCUUCCUGAACCGGUGCCUGCUCAGUACCAACCCUCAUCUACUCAAAUUUAACAUGACCAACAUCGGGUCUUACAAGGACUGUGGUUCCCUGAAUUUACAGAAACGACUCUGUUCCAUGUUUUCCGUCAGUCAUGCGUGUUAGACGAUGGCCAAGUACUACCACUUAGUCCUCAUACCAUAGAUUGAGAUCCACUGCACAAAACCAUAAGAAUAAAUAAAUAUAAAGUUGUUGAAGAAUCUUUAGUUAAAAAAUUGAAAAAAGCCAUAGUGGGAAACCUUUAGAGAAAAUUAUGAUUGGAAAAAAAGUACAUGAGUAUGGUGCAGCGACAAAGAUUAUACAGAAAUAUAUAAAUAAAUAUUAGUCUGGUGUGUAUUUUAAGAGCCAGGUUGGCUGGACCGAGACGCCUAUCAAGAUGGCUAUAGUACAGUGUCCUACUGUGUGUGUAUGAAAUGCUCGUCUUGCUGAAACCCUUUGGAGGAAAUGUUUGUAUGCGGUUCCCUGUGUUUGAUAAGCACCAAAGUCAAAGAUAAGAACCCAUCUGGUCUCUGUCCUUGAGAGGAAGAAACCCAGUGAUAGGAAGAUGAUGCUGGAAGAAAGAAAUCUGGAAAAGCCCGUCUGAACAUCUGGGGGUUGGAUGGGGUUCAGAAAAAAUAAAGUCCAAGAAGAGUAAGCUGUUUGUUUCCAAGUUCAAGAAAGUGACAGAAAUGAACUGUACUGAGUUUGAUCAAUUCACUCUACAUCCUGUACACGAGCAGACUCGGCUUUAUCAAGUAAAUGUGGCCAAGAUGAGAAUGAGUGACUAUUCUGUGGAUGUGUGUGUGUAGAAAGAAAGCAAGGGAGUGAGUGUUUGCUACUGUGUCUCUCUCUCUGUCUCUCUCUCUCCCGCUCUCUCUCCCGGGUGCUCACUGGCUGGAGUAGGAUAAUCACAGAGCCGUGCUGCUGCUCAGUGGAAGUCAGCAGAUGACUGUCACUCUGCUGCCCUGACACUGGCAGCUCACUCAGUGCUCAGUGGUGUCCAGAUCCAGCAUGUGCUGACUGACUUAGUUGACUGUGCUGGACCUCAGUGCAGGUCACUCAUGACCAGUUCGACUCUGUGGGAAUCUUACAAUUGGAUUUACAUACUUGGAGUGUUUGUGGAUUAGCAGGGCGUGGAGGUUCCUACAACAAUAACUGGGCUGCAUGGAAGGCUGGUAGGAUCCACAGAGAUAUCAUCAGUGCAUGGCAGGACUCCUGGCGCCCCCCUAUGGUGUGAUGGAAAGUGGUUGCGACUCUGAAAGAACGCUGGAAAAUGAGAAGCUGAGCAAAAACACCUUGGUAUCCAGCUCCAAACAUCAGAACCAGAUGCCGUUUAUUGAAAGCCCCCACGAAGCUCGUCCUAAAUGCAUUCCUCAGGUGCACUCUGAGAAGAUCUUACACGCUGGGAAGGUUCUUCGUAAUGCCAUCCUCUCCGCAUCGCCCCACAUGAUCAGAGACAGGAAGUACCAUCUGAAAACAAACAGUCAGUGCUGUGUGGGGACAGAGUUGGUGGACUGGCUGAUUCAGCAGAGCUCCUGUGUCCACUCUCGGGGUCAGGCUGUGGGUAUGUGGCAGGUGCUGGUGGAGGAGGAAGUUCUCAACCAUGUGGAUCAGGAGCAGAGUUUCCAGGACAAAUACCUCUUCUACCGCUUCCUGGAAGACGAACAGGACGAUGCCCUUUUGCCCAGUGAGGCGGAGAGGCAGGAGAGCCAGGAGGAGCUGCAGGACACUCUGCUCCUCCUGUCACAGAUUGGACCUGAUGCUCACAUGAGGAUGAUUCUGAGGAAACACCCGUCUGAAAGGACAGCAGAUGAUCUAGAAAUCAUUUAUGAGGAGCUGCUCCACAUAAAGGCUUUAUCUCAUCUGACCACUACUGUAAAACAAGAACUGGCAGGAGUGCUGAUGUUUGAGUCCCGUGCAAAGACAGGAACAGUGUUGUUUAAUCAGGGGGAGGAGGGCACCUCCUGGUACAUUAUUCUCAAAGGUUCCGUCAACGUUGUCAUCCAUGGGAAGGGUGUAGUUUGUACUCUUCAUGAAGGUGACGACUUCGGGAAGCUGGCUCUGGUCAAUGACGCCCCGCGGGCUGCGUCUAUUGUCCUGAGAGAAGACAACUGUCACUUCUUGAGAGUGGACAAGGAGGACUUCAACAGGAUUCUGAGGGACGUAGAGGCAAACACGGUGCGGCUGAAGGAGCAUGGUCAGGAUGUCCUGGUGCUGGAGAAGAGCCUCUGCAGCAGUCGGACCUCAGACCACCAGGCCUCGACUUCCCACUACAAAUACAAGGUAAUGUCGGGGACGCCCGAGAAGAUUUUGGAGCACCUCCUCGAAAUGAUGAGACUGGAUUCUCAGUUCCCAGAGUCAGACUCAGCCUUACACGACUUUCUACUCACGCACUGCGUCUUCAUUCCAAGCAAUCAACUCUGUCCUGUCUUGAUGGCUCACUAUCAUGCCCAGGCCUUACAAGGUUCUGAGCAGGAGAAGCUGGACUACACACUGAACAACAAGCGCAGGGUGAUCUGUCUGGUGGUGCAGUGGGCAGGUGUCCAUGGAGAUCACCUGCAGGACGAGGGCGUUUUGGUAGACUUUCUUCAGAACUUUUUCAUGGCAGUUUCUGAAGAUGCCAAAACUAUUCCAGCUCUGGGGGAUCAGCUUCCACAACUGGAGACAAUAGUGAAGCACAACACUGAAGAUAGCAACGUCUCACAAAAAAAGCACAAAGUUCUACUGCGACAGUUCAGCGUGGGGAACGAUAAGCUUCAGAAACAUCAGACCAUCAGAAGUAAUGAUGAAAUUUUAUUCAAAGUCUACUGUUGCGACCACACCUACACCACCAUCAGGGUUCUGGUGGCUACGUCAGUCAGAGAAGUCAUCAACGCUGUAGCUGAUAAACUGGGGUCGGCAGACGACCCGCUCCUGGGCAACCUCAGUUCAGCGGGAGAAAAAGUGAUCUUCAGAGCCAGUGAUGUGUCAGUGUUCUCCACUCUCAGCAUCAACGGACGACUGUUUGUCUGUCGGAGGGAUCAGCUGGAUUCUCUGACCCCUUUGCCGGAGCAGGAAGGCCCCACCGUGGGGUCUUUGUCCACUUUUGAGCUGAUGAGCUCUAAGGAUGUGGCGUAUCACAUGACCUGCUAUGACUGGGAGCUUUUCAACUCUGUCCAUGAGCUUGAGCUCAUCUACCACACAUUUGGGAGACAAAAUGUGAAGAAAACCACUGUGAACCUGGAUCUGUUCCUCAGGAGGUUCAAUGAAAUUCAGUUCUGGGUGAUUUCAGAGAUGUGUCUGUGUCCUCAGCUCAGCAAGAGGGUUCAACUUCUCAAGAAGUACAUCAAGAUUGCUGCCCACUUUAAGGAAUACAGGAACCUAAACGCCUUCUUUGCAGUCAUUAUGGGCCUGAGUAACCCAGCAGUGUGCCGCCUGAAUCAGACCUGGGAGAAACUACCCAGCAAAUUCAAAAAGUUUUACAGUGAAUUUGAAAACCUGAUGGAUCCAUCCAGGAACCACAGAGUCUACAGACUCACAGUGUCCAAACUGCAGCCUCCCAUCAUUCCUUUCAUGCCGCUGCUGAUCAAAGACAUGACAUUCACUCACGAGGGCAACAAGACGUUCAUUGACAAGUUGGUCAAUUUUGAAAAAAUGAGAAUGAUAGCUAAUACAGUGAAGAUAGUGAGACACUGUCGGAGUCAGACUUUCUGCCCAGUUUUUCCUCUGGCCAACAAGCAACAUCCAGAGGUUCAGACCUACGUCCGUCAUCUCAACGUGAUAGACAACCAGCGGACACUAACUCAGCUCUCUCAUGGCCUGGAACCUCCCAGGACAUGAGGCCUCUCAGGGACACAAAUGUUA